UAAAGUCAUUUAAAGUGGUUUGGUUUGAGGCGGGAGUUUUAUUUAUAUUUUUGUAAGAUAAGGAUGAGAAAAAUCAACAAAAUGUUGAAAAACGCUCAGAAAAUGUGCAUUUUAUGUCGUAGAUGUUACAGUGAUGUCUUGCCUACAAGUGAAAUCAAAGUAAUCAAACAGGAAAAAUAUAUAAAUGACAAAAACCAGGCACUCAGUAUCUCUAACCUCCAAGGAGUAAAAAUUGAAGAAAGUGCAAAUUCAAAAGAAUUUCGAGUUAACGAUGUGAAUAUACAAAUGAUAUCAAAGAACAUUUAUGACCAACUAUUCAAAGAUCCAGCUUUGAAAGUCAGUCCUGAUGUAAUUAAAAGUUGUCAAGAUGACCUCCAAAGGCAUGGUAUAGACUUCAGGAGCAUCUCCCACACACCAGAUGUGCAGUUGAAGCUGCCGCAGUUGGAGGGAAAGGAUAUUCUGGAGCAUUUCUACAAUAUAGGCAGUAAGCAAAGUGCUCCAUAUAAAGAGCUUCUGACGGUGCUGUCCACAUGUAUGCUUCCUGCUUUACCGGAGAAAUGGUUGAAUCACAAAGGCUGGACCAGGUACACAGCAAACAGAACUGAGUCGGUGGCGUAUCCCCCUGAUGAUGCCCUGAUCCUUGACGUGGAAGUGUUGAUGACGGCUGGCAAAAGACCUACCUUGGCCUGUGCUGUGUCUCCAGAUGCUUGGUACGGCUGGGUCAGUGAACCCUUAGCGAAUGAGGAGCAACACCAGAAGUUCGACAACGUGAGGUACGAGGACCUGAUACCUCUGGAGACGGACGGCUCGGAGCAGUUCCUGUCGGAGAUGCCUCAGCUGAGCCGGCCGCGGGUGGUGGUGGGGCACAACGUGGCCUACGACAGGGCCAAGAUCAAGGAACAGUACUGGUUGAACAAGACAGGGGUGCGCUUCAUGGACACGAUGUCGAUGCACACUUGCGUGAGCGGCGUCACCAGCUACCAGCGCACCGUGCUCAAGGCCAAGAACAAGGAGCCACACCCUUCUGAUGACGACUGGAUGGAGAUCAGCUCGCUGAACAGCUUGACCGAUGUCCACAAGCUGUACUGCGGCGCGGCGAUAGACAAGGAGAGCCGCGACGUGUUCGUCGAGGGCUCCCUCGAGGACGUGCGCGGCGACUUCCAGCGCCUCAUGAAGUACUGCGCCGCUGACGUCAUCGCCACGCACAACGUGCUGCGCGAGCUGCUGCCGCUGUUCCUGCAGCGGUUCCCGCACCCCGUCACGCUGGCCGGCAUGCUGGAGCUGGGCUCAGCCUACCUCCCAGUGAACUCAAAUUGGCAGCAGUACAUAGACUCAGCAGAAACAGUUUUCGAAGACCUCAAGCUAGAAUCGCGACAGAUCCUGUCGGCCAAAGCGGACGAGACGUGUCGCCUCAUGGAGAACCAAGCGUACAAAGACGACCUCUGGAUGUGGGACCAGGAUUGGUCGACCCAGACGUUAAAACUGAAAAAAAAUAUCGCCAAGAGUAAAAAGAACGAAAAAUGUGAUGCUAACAAAGACUGUAAUGAAAAUCAUGCUGCAAAAUCAAAAGAGACUAAUCGGAAUUUCAGCAUUCUAAGCGAAGAAUAUAUCGAAAGUUUAAAGAUACAGGUAGACUUAGAUCAAGAUGUGGAGGAGUUGAGUGAAAAGUUGGAGUAUUUGUAUGUGUUGGGCAAGUCGCUGCCGGUGAAAAGGCCGUACUUGGCGGGCUACCCCGCGUGGUAUAGGAAACUGUGUACGAAGCCCAGCAAGGAUCCCGAUUGGACGCCGGGCGCUAACAAUGUUACGACCAGUAUGCAGAUAACUCCUAAACUGCUGCGGCUCUCCUGGGAGGGCUACCCCCUCCACUACCUGCAGACGGAAGGGUGGGGGUUCCUGGUGCCGUACAGCAGGACGCAAGACGACACGAACGAUGAGCCUGCAGUGCCUUUGCACAAACUGCUGCAGACCUGCCCUUUGCUGAGCUGCAAGGAGAAUGAGUUUGAGGCGGAUAUACACAUGCUGCCUAACACUGUGGAGGAGGACUUGGGACGGCGAGCGUACUACGCGCGCAAGACGCGGGACGAGCAGGCGGCGGCCAACCAGUACCACGGGCUCGGAGUGUGGUGCGGUGUGCAGAUACAGGGUUGUUGUCACUUCCUGCGGCUGCCGCACAAGGACGGGCCCAAGUACAAGGUGGGCAACCCGCUGGCGAAGGACUUCCUCAACAUGUUCAGCCAGAACGUGCUCUCCGCGCGCGGCGACGACGCUGAGAAGGUGCUGUCGUUCGGGCGCAUGAUGUCGUACUGGCGCAACAACCGCGAGCGCGUCAUGGGGCAGCAGGUGGUGUGGCUGCCGCGCCGCCUGCUGCCGGAGCAGCUGAGGCGCUCGGCGCGACGCUACGGCGCCAUCGUGCCGCAGGUCGUGGUGUGCGGGACUCUCACUAGACGAGCGUCGGAGCCGACGUGGAUGACCGCAAGCAACGCGCACGCGGAGCGCAUCGGCUCGGAGCUGCGCGCUAUGGUGCAGGCGCCGCCGGGGUACAAGUUCGUAGGCGCCGACGUUGACUCGCAGGAGCUCUGGAUAGCAGCGCUGUUGGGAGACAGUGGUAUCGGGCUGUGCGGGGGCAGCGCCUUCGGCUGGGCAGUGCUGGCCGGGGACAAGCGCCGCGGCACCGACCUGCACUCGCUCACCGCUAGAGCCGCCGACAUCAACAGAGACCACGCUAAGGUCAUCAACUACGCCAGGAUAUACGGUGCCGGUCAAAACUUCGCCGAGCGUCUGCUGAAGCAGUUCAACCCGACCAUGACCAUAUCCGAGGCCAAGAGCAAAGCCGCCAAGAUGUUCAGCACCACCAAGGGCAGGCGAGUGUAUCGCCUCAAGACCAAGUACAUGGAAGGAUUCAUGGACGAGGAGUUGGGAGACCAGCCUCUGGAGAUGUCGGGCUACCAAGCGAUGCGCCUCGCCAAGCUGAGCGGAAAGAGGCUGGAGGAGAUGUUCGAGCGCGGGGCGUGGCUCGGAGGGACGGAGUCGCACAUGUUCAACAAACUGGAGGAGAUCGCAGAUUCAGAGUCGCCCGCGACGGCGUUCCUGUCGGGCCGGCUGUCGCGCGCGCUGGAGCAGGCGGGCGGGCGCUGGGGCGGCACGAGACUCAACUGGGCCGUGCAGAGUGCCGCCGCCGACUUUCUGCACCUCAUGCUCGUCAGUAUGGCCGAGCUCGCUCCUAGGGCGAGAUUUUGCCUGAGCUUUCACGACGAGGUGAGAUACCUGGUGGGCGACGAGCACAAGUAUGAAACUGCACUCGCCUUGCAGAUCACCAACCUGUUCACGCGAGCCUUCUGUUCACAGAGGGUGGGGAUACACGAUCUGCCGAUGUCGGUGGCGUUCUUCACGUCGGUGGAGGUGGACCGGGCGCUGCGCAAGGAGGCCACGCUGAGCUGCGCCACGCCCUCCAACCCGCACGGCCUGGAGAAGGGCUACGGGAUACCCAGCGGGGAGUCGCUGACGAUAUUUGAUGUCCUGGACAAAUGUCAUGCCAAUAAAUCAUCUUAAGAGACUA
Messenger RNA from Maniola jurtina (meadow brown), 3556 nucleotides. It is a transcript of the gene tam, whose product is annotated as DNA polymerase subunit gamma-1, mitochondrial. The transcript is spliced from 18 exons. The coding region runs from base 64 to 3549 and encodes 1161 amino acids. Gene Ontology annotation, cellular component: gamma DNA polymerase complex; mitochondrion. Lineage: Eukaryota; Metazoa; Arthropoda; Insecta; Lepidoptera; Nymphalidae. Gene Ontology annotation, molecular function: DNA-directed DNA polymerase activity; 3'-5' exonuclease activity; DNA binding. The record is from RefSeq and is a predicted model, not a curated record. Gene Ontology annotation, biological process: mitochondrial DNA replication.